This is a messenger RNA of Oppiella nova, 812 nucleotides long. The record is from the annotation of a GenBank genome assembly. Lineage: Eukaryota; Metazoa; Arthropoda; Arachnida; Sarcoptiformes; Oppiidae.
AUGUUGGGUACAUACCCGUUCUCCAGAGCCGGUGCUAAUGUUGUGGUCACCGGUAGACGAGCCGAUAAAGUGUCAGAAGUGGCCAAAGAGUGUCUCAAAGUAUCACCGAAACAGUCGAAAGCACUGGAAGUGGUGGCGGAUGUGACUAAACCGGAAGACUUGCGACGACUUGUGGACACAACUGUCAAACACUUCGGGAAACUCGAUGUUCUGGUGAACAACGCCGGCGGAAGUAUUACUGCUAAAGUGGAUGAUAAGGAUUUCUACGAGAAUUUCUCUAAAGUAAUGCAAUUAAACCUCAAUUCUGUGGUCUAUUUAACGCAUAUAUGUGUCGAGCAUUUGGAGAAAACAAAGGGAAAUAUAAUCAACAUCUCGAGUGUCGCCGGUUUGAGAUCCUUUGCCGGGUGGUCGCCCUAUUGUAUGACUAAGAGUGCUCUCGAUAUGUUCACCAAAUGUAUGGCCGCGGAGUUGGGACCCAAACGUAUUCGCGUUAAUGUCAUCAAUCCCGGACCAGUUCGCACUGAAUUCCUGUUGGCUAUGGGUAUACCUACCUCCGGGUCUGACAAAUUUUUUGAGGGUUUUGGCAAAAUGCUGCCUUUGGGUCGAGCGGGGUUUGCCAAGGACAUUGCUGAUUCAAUCCUAUACCUGGCCAGUGACCAUGCUGCUUUCAUCACUGGCACUAACCUGGUCUCAGAUGGUGGUCAGAUCGCUGGUAAUGUUAAUGCUGAAGCCCUUAAAGAUUUGAUGUAAACUCAUUAUAUGUCUCAAAUAAAUCCUAGUAUUAUCUUAAUUAAUGAUUUUAUUAUUGAUGU